AUGUUGGAAGAUGAAGAUAAGUCGAAAAUGUCAUUUGUGAUGCCUUCAAAAUAUGGUUUCAAGUUGCCACUGCCUAAAAAAUCUGUUGUAACUAUCAAAGAGAUGCUAGGUAGAACUGUGGCUGUUGUUGCUUUUUCAGGAUUUGUGACUGAUGAAGAUGUUGUACACCGGGAAUCAACAUUAAGGAACAACCUAAAGAGUGAUAGUCAAUACAAAGUAAAAAGCGGCGCAUCAGUGGGCAAUGUUUGGAAGCAUUACAGUAUUGAAUUAGGUAUCAUUCAUUUUGAUUUGAAGCCUGAAUUUGACACCACUCCAACCACCCACCCUCCAUGUGGAUGUCGCUAUUUGCAACCGUGUACAAAGUUGAUUAAGUUCUAUCGAACAUUGCUUCUGUAA
This is a messenger RNA of Lactuca virosa, 396 nucleotides long. Lineage: Eukaryota; Viridiplantae; Streptophyta; Magnoliopsida; Asterales; Asteraceae. The record is from the annotation of a GenBank genome assembly.